AUGCAGACACGCCUGGCUCUGAAUGCUAGGAAAACCCGAGGUGUAGGACCUCUCUUGUGUGGUUCCCUCAAGCGAACCACACGAGCCAAUCACGUGGCCACUCCCCAGAAGACACACAUACAAACACUCCACUUGAAUGAACUGAUUAACAAACGCCCUCGUCUGGUGAAAUGGUUAGAGGAACGGCCCCAGGCCGGGGCGGCAGUAGGACAACUGAUAGACGAUACAUACGGCUUAUUUAUGAACCAGAAACUGGUCACGCCGUUCUUUGAUGCGGGUUGGGGUAAUUUAGAUGUAGUGGACUUUAAGAAAGACAGCGACGAGAUGCUUGCGUCCAUUGAGACUUCUCCACUGCUGGAGGGAGGUAGCGUGCGAUGCAUAUCGUAA
Molecule: messenger RNA, 387 nt
Organism: Sphaeroforma arctica JP610
Lineage: Eukaryota; Ichthyosporea; Ichthyophonida
Exons: 2
Coding region: 1-387 (128 amino acids)
Source: RefSeq, a predicted model, not a curated record